UGCGCGCAGGAUGCGCGGCGGCUGCGCGGCGGUGCUGGCGCUGGUGCCGGCGCUGCCCUGGCUGGUGCCGGCCGUCCUGGCCGUCCUGGCCCGGCAGUCCUCCGAAAAACCGUCGGCCGCGCCGCUGCUGACCCGACGGCCCUUCCUGGUGGCCUGGAACGCGCCCACGCAGGACUGCAAGCCCCGCUUCCAGGUGGCCCUGGACUUCAGCAUCUUCGACCUGCACGCGUCGCCCAACGAGGGCUUCGUGGACCAGAACCUCACCAUCUUCUACAAGGAGCGCCUGGGGCUCUACCCCUACUACAACAAGCGGUGGGAGCCCGUCAACGGCGGCGUGCCGCAGCAGAGCAGCCUGGCUGAGCACCUGGCCCGGCUGCAGGAGGGCAUCGGCAAGUACAUCCGCUCGGCCACCUCGGAGGGGCUGGCGGUCAUCGACUGGGAGGAGUGGCGGCCCAUCUGGAUGCGCAACUGGAAGCCCAAGGACGUGUACCAGGAGGUGUCCCGGGAGCUGGUGAAGCAGAGGCAGCCGUCCUGGUCCCCGGAGGAGGUGAACAAGCAGGCGGUCUUCGAGUUCGAGUCGGCCGCGCGGCAGUUCAUGGUGAGAACGCUGCGCUAUGCCAAGAGCUUCCGGCCCAAGCAGCUCUGGGGGUAUUACCUCUUCCCCGACUGCUACAACCACGACUACAGCAAGAACAAGGAGAGCUACACGGGGCAGUGCCCCGAUGUGGAGAAGACGCGCAAUGACCAGCUGGCGUGGCUGUGGAACGAGAGCCUGGCGCUCUACCCCUCCAUCUACCUCGACCCGCUCCUGGCUUCCACACCCAACAGCCGGAAGUUUGUCCGGGCGCGGGUGAUGGAGGCCAUGCGCAUCUCGCGGCAGCACCACGAGGGCUACAGCCUGCCUGUCUUCGUCUACACGAGGCCCACCUACAGCCGCAAGAUGGAUGUGCUCAGCCAGCCGGACCUCAUCUCCACCAUCGGCGAGAGCGCAGCGCUGGGAGCAGCAGGGGUCAUUUUCUGGGGUGACGUGGAGUACACCAAAAACCGGGAGUCAUGCCAGACAAUCAAGGAUUACAUGGAAGGAGACCUGGGCCGCUACAUUGUCAACGUGACGACGGCAGCACAGCACUGCAGCAUAACGCUGUGCCAGGGACAGGGCCGCUGCCUGCGCAAGAACAGCACCGCCAACGUCUUCCUGCACCUCAACCCGGCCACCUUCCAGCUGCAGCACCGGGACGAGGAGCAGCCCCAGCGUCCUCUCAUCUGGGCUAAGGGCCACCUGUCUCAUACUGACAUCCAUUUCCUACAGACCCACUUUCGCUGUCACUGUUACCAGGGCUGGCAGGGCAACUCCUGCCAGCAGCCAGCUGGACCUCAUGGGGGUGCCCCUGGCCUCCUGGCACCGAUGGGUCUGGGGGUGCUGCUGGUGUUCUUGAUGUGGUGCUAGCCAGGCCAGACUGCACCUUUUCUGUAGUGGUGUAGCGGACCGGUUGGAGACAGCCCUGAAUCGCCUGCUGGCAGCUCACUGUUGGGAUGCCUCAGGAUAGUGGGGUUGCCUUCUGCCCUCUGUGCUAAGGGGCUGGGGACAGAGGGCGGGGUUUUUUUGGGGGGGGAAGGGGAAGGGAACCUCUCCUGUUGUAAGGAGAGGAAAUGGGGCAAGAGGGGUAUGGGGGCAGGGAGGUGGGUGCUGCGUGGUGCUGAGCCCCCGUGCGCUGCCCGACACCAAAGUGCUUUACCUCAAUUAAAGCUGGAGGAGCGAGAGAA
Molecule: messenger RNA, 1764 nt
Organism: Phasianus colchicus (ring-necked pheasant)
Lineage: Eukaryota; Metazoa; Chordata; Aves; Galliformes; Phasianidae
Gene: HYAL2
Product: hyaluronidase 2
Biological process (GO): hyaluronan catabolic process; carbohydrate metabolic process
Cellular component (GO): cytoplasmic vesicle
Molecular function (GO): hyaluronoglucuronidase activity; hyalurononglucosaminidase activity
Source: RefSeq, a predicted model, not a curated record